UCGAUACCCUUCACGCGUGAUCAUUUCAGGACGUUGGUAUAUAAUAAUGGUUCAAUGUAUUUUGGAGCGAAAUAAACUGUGAAACGGCGGGUUAACACAAUGAGCAAAUACGUCUUACCCGUCUCCUUCUUCGGGACUGUAUUUGGCUGCGCGGCGCUACUGAAGAAUUACGCCUCAGGGGGCUCAUGUCCGAGCAAGGCCAGUAUUCCUGAGAAAACUGUGGUGAUUACGGGAGCCAACACAGGCAUUGGGAAGGAGACUGCACGAGAGCUGGCAAAGAGAGGCGGCAGGAUUAUUAUGGGCUGUCGCGACAUGGGGAAGUGUGAGGCAGCAGCGCGAGAAAUCAGAGGGCAGACUCUGAACCCACAUGUGUACGCCCAACAAAUCGACCUCGCCUCAAUCAGAUCCAUACGCAGCUUCGCCGAGAGAGUAAACCGGGAGGAGAAGAGAGUGGAUAUCCUCAUUAACAAUGCUGGAGUGAUGAGAUGCCCUCCAGGGAAGACUGAGGAUGGGUUUGACAUGCAGUUUGGAGUCAAUCAUCUGGGUCAUUUUCUUCUGACCAAUUUGCUGCUGGACAAGCUGAAAAGCUCCGCCCCUAGCCGAGUGAUUAACCUGUCAUCUCUGGUGCACAUGGUUGGAGAGAUCGAUUUUGGCGACUUGAACUGGGACAGGAAGAAAUUUGACACGAAAAAGGCCUACUGUCAGAGUAAACUCGCCAACAUCCUGUUCACUCGUGAACUGGCACGCAGACUGGAGGGUACAGGAGUCACGGUGAAUGCUCUGCACCCUGGGGUUGUUGCGACAGACCUGGGACGACACACUGGUCUGCAUCAGUCUCAGUUCUCCAGCACUAUACUGGGGCCGUUGUUCUACCUCUUGGUGAAGUCUCCAGAAUUAGGAGCCCAGCCCAGUGUGUAUCUUUCGGUUGCUGAGGAACUGGAGGGCGUGUCUGGCCGUUACUAUGACGUCAUGACGGAGAAAGAGCCCGCCCCCCAGGCUCUGGAUGACGAGGUCGCCGCCAAGCUGUGGGACGUGAGCGCGCGGUUGGUCGGCCUCGACGCGACCGCAGACGUCGCCAUAGCAACGCCGACGCCACCAGAGAGCAAGCCAACCGCAGAGACUGUUACUGUGACAGCAGUACCUGUAGUAGCCAGCACGGUUCUGCCACAGAACCAGAAGGCAGAACCUGUUCUCUAAAGCAUCACCAAGGAGACUGCCAUCUGCCUGUUUGGACUACAGCCCUGUAAAUAUCACAUGCGCUUAGACCUGACUGCCUGAAAAGUGUGUGUGUGUGUGUGCUUUUUUGUCAAGUAACAAGAGGGUAAAUUAAAUGACUAUAACUAGGAA
This is a messenger RNA of Chanos chanos (milkfish), 1347 nucleotides long. Its product is annotated as retinol dehydrogenase 13. The transcript has 7 exons. NCBI's taxonomy places the organism in Eukaryota, Metazoa, Chordata, Actinopteri, Gonorynchiformes, Chanidae. Bases 100 to 1197 code for a protein of 365 amino acids. The record is from RefSeq and is a predicted model, not a curated record.